This is a messenger RNA of Oldenlandia corymbosa var. corymbosa, 630 nucleotides long. Lineage: Eukaryota; Viridiplantae; Streptophyta; Magnoliopsida; Gentianales; Rubiaceae. The record is from the annotation of a GenBank genome assembly.
AUGAUUCGUCGUUUUGGCAAUAAAGGAUUGAAGAACCAUGAGUCGGUCAGUGAAGUUCAUGAAUAUGAACUGGAAAAAAAUGUGAGUCCAGCAACAAACUCAUUACAAGAACGAGGUAAUACUGUUUUUUCUCUGGAUUUAUACGAAUUUCAGUCUCUUGAUGAUGAAUUUGCCUGUGUGAAAGCUUAUAAUAAUGAUAACUUUUCAAUUGAUGCUGAUGAUGAAUCGAUGGAUGAAAAUCCUGUGAUGGUUUUUAGUUCUGUGGCUUUAGAAAUAGCUGGCAAUGAAAAUGAGGAAAUAAUUCAUAAAUAUGUAGACUUUGAUGACUAUGAUGUUUCUUUUAAGACUUGGGAAGAUGACUCUGUAAAACCGGAUGAUUCUAGUGCAACCUUGAUGCUGCAAACUGAUGAUGAUGAUAAGGAUGUCCUUCAGGGAUCAUUUGCUUGCACUGAUGAUUAUGAUACUUCUUUAAAAUUUUUGGUUGAUGAUUCUGCAAAAUUGAAUGCUACUGAUGGUUACAUUCUGUUUAAUAAGUUGGAUGAUAUACCUGAGAGUUUGAGGAAAGAAGAUAAUACAAUGUAUUUAGAGUUUUUGGAUAAUGAGUUUUUGACUGUAGAAGAUGAACUUUGA